This is a messenger RNA of Glycine soja, 1215 nucleotides long. Its product is annotated as nuclear transcription factor Y subunit A-3-like. Gene Ontology annotation, biological process: regulation of transcription by RNA polymerase II. The record is from RefSeq and is a predicted model, not a curated record. Bases 283 to 984 code for a protein of 233 amino acids. The transcript has 6 exons. Gene Ontology annotation, molecular function: RNA polymerase II cis-regulatory region sequence-specific DNA binding; DNA-binding transcription factor activity, RNA polymerase II-specific. Lineage: Eukaryota; Viridiplantae; Streptophyta; Magnoliopsida; Fabales; Fabaceae.
CUUCUUCAACAACAAAGCCAUAGAAAUGAAGAAUUAGAGAGAGUGAGAGGAGGAAGAAGAAGAAGAAGAUUCCAGAAUCCAGAGUGAGAAACAUUAGGCUUAUCAGAGGAGACAUGCCCGAGUUGAACCGACAAUUCUAUUACUACUCUUUGCUUCUUUCUUCAUGCCUCAUCAAAUCCCAAAGGAUAUAAUUGAAGGUUUUGGGAACUAAGGCUGCAAUAUUGUAUACAUUCUACUCAAGGAAUGGUCAAGAUCUGGAAAUUUGCUAUGUGGAAAGGUUAAAUGAAGCCAUUCUUGUUGAGUCAUCCUGAUACUAUGUACAAUUGUUCUCAAGUUUAUUGUAGUCAUUCACUGGCUCAUACUUCUUAUCCUUGUGGUGAUCCUUAUUUUGGUAGUUCAAUAGUUGCUUAUGGAACACAGGCUAUUACUCAACAAAUGGUGCCCCAGAUGCUGGGAUUAGCAUCCACCAGAAUUGCAUUACCAGUUGAGCUUGCAGAAGAUGGGCCCAUUUAUGUCAAUGCCAAACAAUACCAUGGUAUACUGAGAAGGCGACAGUCACGAGCAAAGCUUAAGGCUCAAAACAAACUCAUCAAAAGUCGUAAGCCAUAUCUUCAUGAGUCUCGGCACCGCCACGCAUUGAAAAGGGUUAGGGGAACUGGGGGGCGCUUUCUUAGUGCCAAACAGCUUCAACAGUUUAAUGCAGAACUUGUCACCGAUGCCCAUUCAGGCCCGGGCCCUGUCAAUGUUUAUCAAAAGAAAGAUGCAUCUGAGGCAGAAAGUCAUCCCUCAAGAACUGGAAAAAAUGCAUCUAUCACAUUCACAGCAAUCUCUGGCUUGACAAGUAUGUCCGGUAACAGUGUCAGUUUCAGGCGGCCUGAGCACAACUUCUUGGGGAACUCUCCUAAUAUAGGUGGAUCGUCGCAAUGCAGUGGGGGACUCACCUUUGGUGGUGGAGCUCGGCAAUGUACUUCAGUUGGCCGGUGAGAGGUGGAACCAAUCAAAAUCAAGUUCACUGGUCUGGCAAAUCAUCCUUGGCUUAGUCACUUUACUUUCUGUGUUUCAUGUGUUGUUACGGAAAUGUUGUCUUUUGGAAGACUCUGCAUUAGCACUCAGACUUUUGCUAGUGCUUUCCCAUGUAUUUUGAAAGUUGCUCUUGUUUCUGUUGUUGAACUGGACCAGAAAGUUUGUGCUUGAAAAUUUAACUUUUUAUCCGUC